This is a messenger RNA of Malaya genurostris, 1817 nucleotides long. RefSeq lists its product as uncharacterized. The coding region runs from base 409 to 1416 and encodes 335 amino acids. The record is from RefSeq and is a predicted model, not a curated record. The transcript is spliced from 4 exons. NCBI's taxonomy places the organism in Eukaryota, Metazoa, Arthropoda, Insecta, Diptera, Culicidae.
GAGGCGCGGGAAUCAGUGACUGCUGGCUGACAUUGUAUUUCAAAUUAAAGUUUUAUAGAGUGGACGUUCGAAAAAGGUGCUAACCGAUAGUAAUUUAAAUUUGAUCAUAGUUUGUCGUGAUUGUCAUAUCUGAAUUAUGAGUUGCGGAAUCAUGUCGCUUUGAGCCGGUCGUCGAUUGUGCAAAUUUUCAAUAUUGUUAUUGCCGGUAGUAAAGAUUAAUUUAUUGUGGGUAUUGAGUUUUUGGCCGCUUUGUGGAGAUUUUAGUGCGAGAAGUAUAUGCUCACGAUUCUGCAGGGAAAGCAGGUUCACGGGUCUGUUGACAUUCAAAAUCAAACCAAUCUAAUGCAAAUCAGACAAGUUUUGUUGUUGUUCUGAGAAGCUUUCUGUUCGGGUGUUUCGCUGUUUACGAUGAGGCUCAAACGGCACGAUAUAAUGCUAUCGUUGGUGCUACAGUUGUUGUACAGUUGCAAGCUAGUGUUAGGACAUGGUCGACUGAUGGAACCACCAGCCCGUAAUGCGAUGUGGCGUUUCGGAUUUCCCAAUCCAGUAAACUACAACGACAAUGAACUGUUCUGCGGUGGAUACGCCGUCCAGUGGGAACACAACGGUGGAAAUUGUGGGGUUUGCGGAGAUGCGUAUAAUUUGCGAAGCCCUCGACCACACGAAGCAGGAGGAGAAUACGGCAAAGGUAUUAUCUCCCGCCGAUAUUUCUCGGGACAGGAGAUUGAUGUGGAGAUUGAGCUGACUGCUAAUCAUAUGGGUCGUUUCGAAAUGUUCCUUUGCCCGAACAACAACGCAUACUACGAAGCAACGCAGGAGUGUUUCGAUCGGUAUCCGCUCUUUUUGACAGGAACGCAAGAAGUUCGGUACACUAUACCGCCCGAAUCAGGGAAGAAAGAGAUUUUCAGAUAUCGCGUGAAGUUGCCUCGGUUCAUUACCUGUACGCAGUGCGUCUUACAAUGGACUUACUACACCGGCAAUAUGUGGGGAAGAUGCGACAACGGCACGGAAGGCGUCGGCUGUGGGAAACCGGAGACAUUCAGGAACUGUGCUGAUAUUAGUAUAGUAUCGAACACGGGCGGUAUUCCGCCCAUAUUCGUGGAAAACAAGAAUCCGUUCUUGCUAUAUUACAGGGAUUUACGAGCUCCCGAACCGGACAAUGUGUUCCCACUUGUAAUACGAGAUCAAGUUUGCUAUCCUACCAGGGCCUACCGAGAUUUCAUCGGUAUGGAUGAAUGGUGCCAGAACAAUUGCCUCCGCUACCCACCCAACUGUCCGGAAUCGGUGUGCCACUGUCCGCAAACCUGCGAAGCGAUCGGUGAACUGGAGGGCCGUGAAGGUGCCGAUGUGUACUGUAUGGAUGAGUGCCUGACCUACAAGUCGAGCUGCCCGAGGGAACGGUGCCACUGUUACUAAUUACGUACCGAAGGGAAUGCUGAACUUUGCGCGAAUGAAAAACUAAUACCGAUUUCUGGAUACGAUUCGAACCGCACGUACGAUGAGAUUAUUAUGCAGUGUGAUGGGGGACUGCAGGAGGGAGGAGGUGUUCAUAGCAAUUCGACGCAGAUAAUUAUUAUUUUCGUAUUAAUAGAAAAGAGAAACUUGCCGUUUACAUUAAAAUAGACAAACUAUGUGAGCAUCUAGGGAUAGUAAAAGAACUUAUUUCAGCAGGUGAGAAGCAGAUCUUAGGCAAACUGUACAUUUUACCUGAAGCAAUAGAUUUGUGUUCUGUAGAGUUUGUGUAAAUGUGGUCGUUCUGUAUGUACCGCGAGACCUAAUCGGAUCGAUAUCUGAUUGAAUAAAAAAAAACGUAUAGA